GGAAAUGUAAAUAUAUAUUUAUCAAGCGGACUGAUCCAAAUCAAACGCAUAUAAUAAUGUGACAUUAUUUAUGUCUCUGAUGUGACGUAGGAAAGUAAUACGAUAUAUUCAUUAGUUUGUUGAGCCAAUCAAACAAGAUGAUAUAGACGAGGAAAAAACGAAAGUAGAAAAUUAUAAGAUGAAUUAAACCAAAACUUUUUAUGGGUAAAUCUGCGAGUUUAAUUUACGCUUUAAUACACGCUAUUUUAAUGCUUAAUGACAUAACUAAUCUUAAUAUGUACUUUCAUUUCUUGUAAAUUGCGCUAAAUUUAGCAUCUACCAAUCUGAACAUAUUUGUCUGCCUAGUAACGAAAGUUAUACAUGUACAUUAAACAAGUGUUAAUGAGAAAUCGGAAUCGACAGCUUUGAGUCCUUUCUUCCAACGAUAAAGGAAUCAAUUCAGAUAAAACAUGUCAAGUUUCCUAGUGGCAGCGAUAGACUUUGGUACAACCUUUUCUGGUUAUGCCUUUUCAUUUCUACAUGACUACAAAAAAGAGCCUUUGAAGAUAUCAGCCAAAACAUGGACUGCAGGCGUAGGCAGUUUAGUAUCCUUGAAAACCUCGACGUGCGUUCUUUUUGACUCAACACAAACAUUCCAUUCAUUUGGCUACGAAGCUGAGGAAAAGUAUUCUAACUUGGCCAUAGAUGAUGAGCAUCAUGAUUGGUACUUCUUCAGAAGAUUCAAAAUGAUAUUGUACAACAAGAUGAAAUUGACGAGAGAAACACUUCUUGAAGAUGACAAAGGAAAGAAAAUGGAAGCAAUGAAAGUAUUUUCUUCUGCAAUUGGCUUCUUAAAACAUCACAUGUUGACCACUUGCAAAAGGCAGUUAGCUGACAUAGAACAAUCUGAUAUAAUGUGGGUUUUGACGGUGCCAGCCAUUUGGACCGAUUCGUCAAAACAAUUCAUGAGAGAAGCAGCAGAAAAGGUUGGAAUUUCCGCUGACAAGUUGAUGAUUGCUCUCGAACCGGAGGCUGCCUCCUUGUAUUGCAUGUACCAACCAGUCCAGAAGGAUACCGAGAAUUCUACAUUUGGGGUCUUCAAAUCAGGGGCAAAAUACAUGGUUGUUGAUGCUGGAGGUGGAACAAUAGAUAUUACUGUUCAUGAAGUUCAGGAUAAUGGAACAUUAAAAGAACUCCACAAAGCCAACGGUGGUGACUGGGGUGGAACCAAGGUAGAUGCAUCAUUCACAAGUCUUUUGGCCGAUAUUGUAGGAAACGACGUUAUGAAGGCCUUUAGUUCUAUUCACAAGUACGAUUUUCUUGAAUUUCUGAGAGAGUUUGAGGUAAAGAAGAGGACCAUAACGCCCGAACUUACAGACAAAGUCACAUUUAAGAUUCCGAUCAAGUUGCUAGAGACCUUUUGCAACACCAAUCCGGGAAGUGAUAUAAAGACAGCUAUCACGUCAAAGCCUAAGUUCGAAAACAAACUGACAUGGACUGGCGAUAAGCUACGAAUGGAUGCAGAGCUAACCAAGGCUCUCUUUGAUGAAAGCAGCAAGAAAAUAGUUGAUCAUUUGAAGCAGCUCUUCAGGCAUUCUACCGUAAAGGAUGUGUCAACUAUUCUACUGGUAGGAGGAUUUGCAGAAUCACCCAUGUUACAGGUGGCUAUAAGAGAAGCAUUUAAAGAUAAAAAAGUUAUUGUACCACAAGAUGCAGGAUUAGCAGUUCUGAAGGGCGCAGUGUUGUAUGGACACGAACCAAAAACAAUUUCUGCGCGAGUUUGCAAAUAUACAUACGGUGUUAAUAAAACCAACAAAUUUAAGAGUGGUAUUCAUCUCAAAUCUAAGAAGUGUAUAAUUAAUGGUGUUGAACGUUGUCGCGACUUAUUUAGUACUCAUGUACGUGUUGGACAAUUGGUUAAAGUAGGGAAACCGCAGGUUAAACAAAACUACCAUGUUGUAGCACCCGAUCAAAACAGAAUAAGCUUUAGUAUAUACACAUCAAACAACAAAGAACCAACAUACACGACAGAUGAAGGUUGUGCUCUUUUGGGUAAACUCACUCUCCACAUGCCAGACACAACAAAGGGAAUGAAUCGAGGCGCAAAUGUCCAUAUGACGUUUAGUGGCACUGAAAUUCUUGUUACAGCGGUUGAUCAAGAUAAUCCUGAAAAAGCUGUCACGACAACCGUUGAUUUCCUUGGAUAGAAGAAGACUCUUCCGUUCGGAAGCCCGUAUCUUUCAUUUUAUUUCGCAUGAAUAAGGGAUUUAGAUUUUGCUUGAUAGUCAAUAUAUAACAUAAAAUAAUUGAAAAAGGUCAUCGUGUUCUUUUGAAAAUACCAUUUAUGUUUGUGUGUGACAAUGUAAUUAAUGUAUGUAAUGUAUAUACAUUUAUUUUAUGUUAUAAAAAUAUAUUUCUUUUGUGUCUUGAACACAUCAUCAAACGUUUUCAUGUGUUGACUAGUAAAUCAAGAUCAGUUUUAUAUAUUCAUUGUUUGGUUAUGGUUUUCUUUUGGUUGUAUGUGUGGUUUCUUUUUUUUAUAUUUUCAUUACUAUAUGUAGAAUUUUUAAUUUGAAUAUAUAUCCUGAUAAAGUUUUUUUUUAGUGCUGAGAAAUAAUGAUAAUAAAUUACUGUGAAAUCAUUUAAAUUCGUGGGGGGGGGGGGGGCAAUUUGCGUGGAUUGUGGGUUACUGUGAGUAUUUGCUUAUUCAGGGGAUGUUAUUUCGUUGAUGCUUCGGUUUUCAGUUUCAGUUAAAAAAAGUAACUCUUUCUAAAAUUGUUUUCGUUGAUGAUUUAAAUUCGUGGGGGGCACCCACGAAUACCACGAACAUUGAGCCACCACGAAUUCUAAUGAUUCUAAGUAUAUAGGAUUAUUCAUUACAGUAUCUUUUGAUUUUUAUUAUACAUAUACAUGCAUUAACUGUUUUCAAAUGUUUACAGUAAAUAUAAAAGUACACGUUCAAAUCUCGUUCUAUCGCAUGCGUUCGCAACGCAUUUAUCUGUCACGGGUGUAUGGGUAUUUUUGUAUUCAACGUUGAAAAAAAGACUCACGGGUCAAUUUUCAACCUGGGUCAAAAUUCUUCGUUACAUGGGCCAGUGUGUUUAAACAUUUCACUUUAAUUUCUAUGAAGAUAUCAGACAAAGGACGGUUGGCUAUCUAUUCUUUUAAUGCGCUAUUAAGGAUAUCUGUACUUUAAUCAGAUUUCUAAAAUAUUUGUUGACUUUCUUA
This is a messenger RNA of Magallana angulata, 3207 nucleotides long. RefSeq names its product heat shock 70 kDa protein 12B-like. The record is from RefSeq and is a predicted model, not a curated record. The transcript is spliced from 5 exons. Gene Ontology annotation, molecular function: ATP binding; ATP-dependent protein folding chaperone. Lineage: Eukaryota; Metazoa; Mollusca; Bivalvia; Ostreida; Ostreidae. Bases 450 to 2186 code for a protein of 578 amino acids.